AUGGACUUGAAUGCAUCCCCUGAACCGGAAGAGGACGAUGUGUUUCCUGAGCCACAAUCAGAAGAGGAAAAUGUACGAUAUGAACAUGCAGACUACAACGAGCAUGUGGAUCGUGGCGAGAGUGCAGUUCAGAUUUCACGCAGGGAGCGUGAAGAAAGGAUGCAACGGAUACGAAGACAGCGUCCUGAUGAGAAACUAGCCUAUGGAUAUCAGUCAAGUCAGCGAGAUGUUGUGUAUCAAGUAAAGAGGCAGAGACCUAAUAGUAGACUUCCGCCAGGUUGGUUAGACUGCCCUGCUGUUGGACAAGAAAUAGGUUUGUUGGUACCCUCGAAAGUUCCUUUAGGUGAUUCCUACAAUGACGAUAUUCCUCCUGGUAGAAGAUACUCUUUCAGGCAGGCAAGAGGACCUCAGAAUUUCCCUGGCUCACAUCCAGUUUCUCUUAACAGAGACAACUUACAAUUGUUAAGGCAACGUUACUACUAUGCAACAUGGAAAGCUGAUGGAACGAGAUAUAUGAUGCUAAUCACCAUGGAUGGUUGUUACUUGAUAGAUAGGCAUUUUACUUUCCGGAGGGUCCAGAUGCGAUUUCCUUGCAGGCAUGCUGCUAAUGAAAAGGGAAUGACUGAGAAAACGUUUCAUCAUUAUACUUUACUUGAUGGGGAGAUGAUAAUUGACACCAUGCCUGAUUCACAGAAGCAAGAAAGAAGAUACUUGAUCUACGAUAUGAUGGCCAUUAAUCAAAUUCCCAUUGUUGAGCGACCAUUUUACGAACGUUGGAAAAUGCUGGAGAAGGAAGUGAUUGAACCUCGUAAUCUUGAGAGACAACAUAUAUAUCAGAGCCAAAACCCUUAUUACAGAUAUGAUUUGGAACCAUUCAGGGUACGAAGGAAAGAUUUUUGGCUGCUUUCCACCGUUACAAAACUCUUGAAAGGAUUUAUUCCAAAGCUUUCACAUGAUGCUGAUGGUCUUGUUUUUCAGGGUUGGGAUGAUGCUUACGUUCCAAGGACACAUGAAGGCCUUUUAAAAUGGAAAUACCCAGAAAUGAAUUCAGUGGACUUUCUUUUUGAGGCGGUCGAUGAUCAUCAAUUACUUUAUCUGUUUGAGCGAGGAAAGAAGAAAUUAAUGGAUGGGAGGGUCGUGUUCCCUGAUGGGAAUGACCCGUCAACUUAUUCGGGGAAGAUUAUAGAGUGUUCAUGGGAUUCUGAAGAAAGCGUAUGGGUGUGUAUGAGGGUUAGGAUAGACAAAGGUACCCCUAACGAAUUCAACACUUACAAGAAGGUUAUGAGGAGUAUAAAGGACAAUAUCACAGAAGAAGUGUUGCUGAACGAGAUAAACGAGAUCAUACGCCUGCCGAUGUAUGCGGACAGGAUACAGAACGAGAGCAAAGCCCAUCAACACCAUUCAUCACGUCGUAGGUGA
Striga hermonthica is the source of this 1419-nucleotide messenger RNA. Lineage: Eukaryota; Viridiplantae; Streptophyta; Magnoliopsida; Lamiales; Orobanchaceae. The record is from the annotation of a GenBank genome assembly.